Messenger RNA from Gymnogyps californianus (California condor), 2514 nucleotides. RefSeq names its product SLIT and NTRK like family member 6 (gene SLITRK6). Gene Ontology annotation, biological process: regulation of presynapse assembly; axonogenesis; positive regulation of synapse assembly. Lineage: Eukaryota; Metazoa; Chordata; Aves; Accipitriformes; Cathartidae. The record is from RefSeq and is a predicted model, not a curated record. Gene Ontology annotation, molecular function: protein binding. Gene Ontology annotation, cellular component: membrane.
AUGAAGCUCUAUUUUAUUCUAUGUUCAGUUGUGGUCGCAUCUGAUCCUUUCCAGUCACAGCCACCUUUUUCUUCAGUCAGAGAGUCUUGUCAGAGUUUGUGUUCCUGUGAAGAAAAGGACGAUACUAUGAUUAUAAACUGCGAAGAAAGAGGCAUCAAGAUGGUAUCAGAAAUAAAUGUCCCACCAUCACGGCCUUUCCAUCUUAAUCUGUUAAACAACGGCCUGACUACGUUACACGUGAAUGAUUUUGCUGGCCUUGUUAAUGCUAUCUCUCUACAUCUUGGUUUUAAUAAUAUUGCAGAUAUUGAGCCUGGGGCUUUCAAUGGUCUCAGCCUUCUUAAGCAACUUCAUAUCAAUCACAAUUCUUUAGAAACACUUAAAGAAGAUACGUUUAAUGGAUUGGAAAAUUUGGAGUUUCUUCAAGCAGACAACAAUUUCAUCACAGUGAUUGAAGCAAGUGCCUUUAGCAAGCUCAACAGGCUUAAAGUGCUUAUUUUGAAUGAUAAUGCCAUUGAGUAUCUUCCUCCAAACAUAUUUCGUUUUGUGCCAUUGACCCAUUUAGAUCUUCGUGGAAACCAGUUACAGACAUUGCCCUAUGUUGGCUUUUUGGAACACAUAGGUAGAAUACUAGACCUUCAGUUGGAAGACAAUAAAUGGGCCUGUAACUGUGAUUUGUUGCAGCUGAAGAUAUGGCUAGAAAACAUGCCUCCUCAGUCAAUAAUAGGUGACGUUGUAUGCAAUAGUCCUCCAGUUAUCAAAGGCAGCAUCUUAAGCCGGUUGAAAAAAGAAUCACUUUGUCCCACUCAUCCUCUCAAUGAACUUGAAGAUCCUUCAGGGUCACUGCCCUUGGUUGUAACCACCUCUAUCAGUGAUAAUCACCUGUCAACUAAGGUGAUUCCUAUCCUGAAAGCUCCUACUAAAGAACCAAGUUUAGUGCUUCAUACUUCAAAACCUGCUACUCAGUUUCCAGGAAUCUAUUGUCCCGUCCCCUGUCACUGCACCAGCCAUAUGCUCUCAGGAGUUCUCAUGCACUGCCAGGAGCGAAAUAUUGAAAGCUUGUCUGAUUUAGCCCCCCCUCCAAAUCCUAAAAAGCUUAUUCUAGCUGGAAACAUUAUUCAGACAUUACUGAAAUCAGAUCUUUUGGACUAUGCCAGCCUGGAAAUGCUUCACCUGGGGAAUAAUCGCAUUGAAAUCCUUGAGGAAGGAUCCUUUAUGAAUCUGACUAGACUGCAGAAAUUAUAUCUCAAUGGCAAUCAUCUUACAAAGCUGAGUCAGAAUCUAUUCCUUGGCCUUCAGCACCUUGAAUACUUGUACCUUGAAUAUAAUGCCAUCAAAGAAGUUUUGCCAGGGACAUUUAAUGCAAUGCCAAAACUUAAGGUCCUCUACUUAAAUAACAACCUUCUGCAGACUUUGCCACCCCAUGUCUUUUCAGGUGUUCCACUCGCCAGAUUGAAUCUGAAAACAAACCAAUUUGCUCAUUUGCCUGUGAGCAAUGUCUUGGAUGAACUGGAUAUGCUGGUACAAAUUGAACUUGAAGACAACCCCUGGGACUGUACCUGUGAUUCAGUUGGGUUGCAAAAAUGGAUACAAAAACUGAGUAAGAAUACAAUGAUGGGUAAUAUUUUUUGUAAAUCUCCAGGACACCUAGCAAAAAAAGAACUGAAAUCCCUGAACAGUGAAGUCUUGUGUCCAGGUUUAAUAAACAGUCCUGCCCUACCAACUCAUGGCAGUUUUGUAGUUGUGACAACUUCUUCUACUACUACCAACACUGCAGACACCAUCCUGCGGUCCCUUACAGAUGCUGUCCCACUUUCUGUUCUAAUAUUAGGACUUCUAAUUGUGUUUAUAACUGUUGUAUUUUGUGCAGCAGGAAUAGUUGUUCUUGUUCUGCAUCGGCGACGAAGAUGCAAAAAGAAACAAGCAGAUGAACAAAUGAGGGAUAGCAGCCCAGUUCACCUUCAGUACAGCAUGUAUGGGCAUAAGACAACACACCACACAACGGAGCGCCCAGCUGCAACUCUCUAUGAGCAACGUAUGGUUACUCCCGUGGUUCAGGUCUACCGCAGCCCAUCCUUCAGCCCCAAGCAUACUGAGCAACAGGAGGAGGGAAGUGAGAAGGAAGCUGAUUCCAAACAUCUCCGACGAAGUCUCCUGGAAAGAGAGAACAGUUCACCUCUUACAGGUUCAAAUGUCAAAUAUAAGGCUACAGAUCAAUCUGCUGAAUUUCUCUCUUUUCAGGAUGCCAGCUGCUUGUAUAGAAACAUUCUUGAAAAAGAGAGAGAACUGCAGCAACUAGGGAUCACGGAGUACCUAAGAAAAAAUAUUGUCCAGCUCCAGCCUGACAUGGAAGUUCAUUAUCCUGGAACACAUGAGGAGCUGAAACUAAUGGAGACACUCAUGUACUCCAGGCCAAGAAAGGUUUUUCUAGAACAGACUAAAAAUGAAUAUUUUGAACUCAAAGCUAAUUUACAUGCCGAGCCUGACUACCUGGAAGUCCUGGAGCAGCAAACAUGA